GUUCUUACGUUCAGUAACUGACGCAAUGGAGGAAGAAGCAGAAAUUCAAGAAAAUCACGAUCUGCCAGAGUUCUCAUGGGAAGAAAGAUCUCUCCAUCUCCUUCAAAACUCAAGGCUCGACAAAGACUUCGCCAAGCUCAAAUGCCCAAGAAAGGGAGGCAAGAAGCACAGAGUGCGAUGUAUGAGUAAACCAAUGGCAAUCCCGGAAGUGAUUCUCGAGCUUCAGGAACCAAUAGUACGAGAAUCGGCUCUCAGAUGUCUCAGUACUUUCCUUCUCGAGAAAAGGACAGAAGAUCCAGAAAAUUACUAUAGGACCGGCCACUUGCUAUUCCAUUCCUGCUGUACAAUGGCAAUCCUGUUACAGGAGUUGUUGUCAUUUUUCAGAAUGAUAGGGGAUCAAAAUCCUAGUGUAAGAUCAUCCAAGCGUCUAGCAAAUGUUCUCACCCUUUUCCAGUGCAUUGCAGCUAACAGAGAAACAAGACUGCGAUUUAUUGACACCUGUGUGCCCAACUUGUUGCAACCUGUGAUACUCUAUCAAACCCCACUGGAGGUAUUUGAGAAUGUUCGAGCUGUUGCCUUGUCUGUGAUUGCCAUUCUAUGCCAGGCUGGAGAUCCCACGAUCAUCCAAUGGGCUGUCAAAAGCAAUAUGGUGGAAAUUUGUUGUACUAGCAUAGCCAUGGGAAAUGAGCUCACCAAAGUGGUUGGAAUGCACAUUCUUGAAGCUAUAAUGCAAGACGAAUCGGGCUUACGCUAUAUUUGUAGUCCAAUGAGUGAUCAUUUGCUACAGAAAAUGAUGACGACAUGGGAGCAUCUGGUCAAUCUCUUGGCUGUGGAUGACGACUUCUCUCCUAGGCUUCUUUUUCACAGUAUCAGAUGCUAUUUUCUUGCCUGUUGUGAUGUGAGGGGACUUAGCCUUGUGAAAGAGAAAUUACCUAAAACCAUCUCAAAUGGUUUUUUUCUUGAUAUCGUCGGAGAUUUUCCAUUGAUGGGAGAUUUGCUUCAAGAGCUGCUCCUGACAGUUGAUAAAAUCUACGACUUCUUACCCGAUAAUCUUGACGAUGUUUAUGACCAUUAAGAUAAAUCUCCAUUCCCAUGCUCAACGGUCCUGCUUUUCGGGGGAAAAAAGAAGCAAGAUUCCAUCCUGUUAGCUCGCUUAAGUGCUUCGUGUAAUAGCCAUCAACCAAAUGGAUGCAAAACCAAAUUCUUUGUAGCUGCGAAAGUAACAUAGAAAAUAAUAGAACUUAGAGGUUGCAUUUCUUUUACCA
Molecule: messenger RNA, 1265 nt
Organism: Vitis riparia (riverbank grape)
Lineage: Eukaryota; Viridiplantae; Streptophyta; Magnoliopsida; Vitales; Vitaceae
Product: cell differentiation protein rcd1-like
Exons: 11
Coding region: 26-1075 (349 amino acids)
Biological process (GO): negative regulation of translation; mRNA catabolic process
Cellular component (GO): CCR4-NOT core complex; CCR4-NOT complex; P-body
Source: RefSeq, a predicted model, not a curated record